UUGGUAGCUCUCUCUCUGCUCUUAAAAACAUACAAUACAUAUUGGUCCAGCCUAUCUGAGUUUGAAUAGAAUCAGUAGCAAGUCAUUUUAUAAGUACAUAAUUAAAAGAACAAAAGCUUAAGACAUAGAUGUUAUAUUUUUCUAGAAAUAACUUAAUUAAAUUAAAAUCAAUACAUUAUUUGUAGACAAUAGGCUAUCAUGAAGAAGUAUUUACAAAAUCACUAUUGUGAUCGCUCGCCAUUACUAUGAAAUGUAUGAAUUCAUCUAGAAUUAACGGUGCAACAGUGUGUGGCCAAGUGCAGUUAAAUCGUCUGGUUUCUCGUCAUACUAUGCUCAGUAUUUAUUCAUAAAAAGAACUUAUUUUUCUUUCAAUUUUGGCGGGAGAGCUGGCACAAUACUUCAUAAACGUUGAAUGGUGUUCUGUCAGCUGUCGUCUCGUCUGUCGUCCCCUGGCCUCGACGCCGUUUAGAGCUUAUAUCUUGUAAGCUAUAAAAUUACCAGUGCAACAGUGAAAUUUGUGGUGCGUUUUGUGAUCAAUGUGGACAUUAGACCAUGUGUCUUGGGUAGGCGCGUCAGAUAUGGAUACCAGACGGGCGUCCCCUAGCUUCGAAGCAAGUUUUGACGCGUGCGACCCUCUUGGAUCUGUGUUGGAGUGGUCAGGCCGGGGGCCGGCCCGUGUGCUCCGGCGACGCUGCCGGAGCGAGGGUAUCGACAGAUCACCGUACGAGGAUGUGACACGCGACGUCAACCGGUCAGCAGAUAGUCACCCUCGUCAUCAACGCACCGUGCCCAAUAAAAGUCAUUUCACCCUAAACGCCGUUCAAGAGGCGCGUUACGAUCGUUUUCAUUACGAAUGUUCUUUUGCCGCAGCUGAAAACGGUGAUUACGCCAUGUCUCAUGACCAUCGUAGAAACCAGGGUUAUCAGGCACCAAGAUCAAAUGUGCAAAGAUCAAGUCCUACUAGACCACGUCAAUUCAGUCCUAAGCCAAAUUCAAAAUUUGACGAUAGCCGUUUACCAAAAGUUGAAGAACUGUUAGAAAGAGUUGAUCAUGAAAUGAUGGAAGUGCCUGUAAUAAAACAACCAUUAAAAUCAAUACUGAAUAAUCCAUUAGUAAAGUCACCACCACAAAGUAUACUAAAGAAACCUAAGAGCAGACUGUACCAGGAUCCUAAGUCAAGUGUUGAAGGCCGGAGAAGACAGAGAGCUGCCAGUGAAUCUGACAAUACUUACUGCAGUUAUAACAUCAGCUCUCCAAUACCUGGAUAUGAUAGUCGACUGAACUACAUCCCGAACAAUACAAAACGAGCUAAAGAUAACUCUGGAAGUGGAUAUUCAUAUGGGAAUUCUGUUAAUGUGAUAUCACCAUCUCGAUCUAAAAGUCCUCCAACCUUCCGACGGAGUCUGCAUUGCUCUUGUAAGGACCAGGCGGUACCAGCUAGAGAUGAUAUGUUUGGGAUGCAUAUAUUGAGGACCACAGCUAUUAAUAAUGACAGAGUUGAACAUGUUCCAACAAUCCCAGUGUCACGCCGAAACUCACCAACGCCAACUUGUCCAGCAGUAACCCCAACGUUACCAGUGAGCUCGGUCACCGCUUUACCUGUUGUCAAGAAACCUGUCAAAACUGUCAAGAAGAAAGGAAAGCCCAAAGUCAAAGUUGUCAAGAUGAAAUCAAACUCGAAAGUUGACUGCACCGUUCCAGACGACAUUUUACAAGGUAAAAGCAGAACACCAUCCCCACACCCAGUAGAACCAGAAUGGCAUAUGGAGACAGAUACUAUCGUACCAGAGGAUAAAGUGGAGAAGCGAUCGCCCUCGCCAACGCCGAUAUCCAAAAAACAUGAGUACUCGGAACAAAACUGUGUUGCUAAAUUAUCUAGUAAAUUGAACGGAACUGUUGUAUCACCCAAAAAGAAAGAGCCGAAUUCGGAACAUCAACAAUUUCUAACAGCGUUACACACAAUUAAUCCAUUCAAAAAUCUACCAUCACGCAAAGAUUCUCCAGUAUCAAUCCCAGAUUCGAUAACGAGUAGUCUCCGCUUAUCCCUGUUCCCGCGAGUGCCGCCAUAUUUAAAAUUUGCAAGCCACGAAGAGACAGCUCCGUUGAAAAUACCAGCUCCAAUACAGAAGCAUUUGAAAUGGAAAUUAACCACGAUAACACCAAUUUUAGUAAAGAAAACAUUAACUAACUCCGGAUUUAGAUUGGUUAAAAGUGAAUGUGAUACGUCGGAAUGUCCACAAGAAGAGACAGUGGAAUGGAUAGGUAUUUGGGGUAAACAUAUGAAAUCAUUGAUGUUCAGAGCAAUAAAGGAUGGACAGAAAAUGAAUCAUUUCCCGGGAACAUUUCAUAUAGGAAGGAAGGAUCGCUUGUGGAGAAAUCUACAGAAGUUAGUCUCCAAGUAUGGCAUGAACGAGUUCGGAAUAAUGCCAAAGACAUAUGUACUGCCUCAUGAUAUGAAGUUAUUGAAACAUGAUUGGGAAAAACAUGCAGCUAAUAAUGAGAAAUGGAUCAUAAAACCUCCGGCGUCUGCCCGCGGCACCGGCAUCAAGGUAGUGUCCCGCUGGACGCAGAUCCCAAAGAAGCGUCCAGUGGUGGUGCAGCGCUACGUCUCCAAGCCCUACCUCAUCAACGGAAACAAGUUCGACAUGCGCCUCUACGUGCUCGUCACCUCUAUACAUCCGCUCAGGAUAUACCUCUACAAGGAUGGACUCGCCAGGUUUGCCUCCGUUAAAUAUAACGAUGAACUAGCAUCAUUGAACGACAGAUAUAUGCAUUUAACAAACUACUCAAUCAAUAGACUCUCAAAGAACUAUACGCCUAAUGAAGACUUCGCCGCAUGUGAAGGGCAUAAAUGGACGCUGCAAUCUCUUUUCCAUUACCUAAAGACUGAUAGGAAUGUAGACACGGACUCGUUGUGGGAAUCUCUCAAAGAUUUGGUAAUAAAGACUAUAAUAUCGGGCGAAGCCAGCAUCAGUUCUCUUACCAAAGCCAACGUCACCUCGCGGUACAAUUGCUACGAGUUGUUCGGUAUCGAUGUUUUGUUGGAUGAAGAUCUUAAACCAUGGCUUUUAGAAGUGAAUAUAUCGCCCAGCCUGCACAGCGCGUCUCCGCUCGACAUCCACGUAAAGGGACCUCUGGUGUCUACAGUGCUCAACAUCGCGCAGUUCCAAGUUCCUUCCAAAACUAACUUGGAGGCACUUAGUACAACUAAACCCAAUAAAUUGACGGGCCUGCCUUACGAUAGUAGAUUGUACACGGUAUACCUUUCCAAAGAAGAAAGAGACAAGCACAUCAUAUAUACCAACAUGGAAGACAGAGAUCUCUACCUCCGGGAUAUCCUGUCGACGCUGACGCCGGACGACGUGCGGCACCUGAUCCAGGCGGAGGACGAGCUGACGCAGGCGCGCGGCAUGGAGCGCGUCUUCCCCAGCCAGCACUCGCACAAGUACCUGCAGUUCCUGGCCGGCCCGCGCUACUACAACCGCCUCUUCGACGCCUGGGAGGUGCGCUACGCCAACUACAGGGAACCCGGUAUAGAGUUACUCCGCAAGCUGUGCGGUAUUGGCUACCACCUGGAGGCGCCGGCCGUACCACUGCAGCGGAUGGCGCCUCAGCUGAGCGCGUUGGAUCGUUGCAGAAUGAUGUGGACGCGCCGACGCCGCCCCUCGAGGAGACCGCUUCACUUCACUCCGGCAGCUUCGCGCUCCUCACGGGCUGCGACUGCCUUUCGUCCCGGCCCGCUUCGCCCGCGCGCCCGCACGCGCCCGUGCCCGCCUCCUGCGCCAACUACGCCGCGCACGCCGCACACGGCAACGCAGACUUCCCCGCCCGGCUCACCCAGCUCGAGCCGCGCGCCUAGCCCCCGCCACCCCCGCCCACACCCUCACCCACACCUCGACCUCAACAGCAACAAGUGCGCCCGACACAAGCACGCCCCGCCCCACGCACGUGCGCGCCACGCCUCCGCAUCCGCCUCCGACUGAUAGCAACUGUGCUCGACCAGGGUCAAGUUAUCUGCUGCACUCAAAAUCGUUUAUUGGUUACUUAGUUCCCUUAGUGUACAUUUCUCAUAUAAAAUCUACACUAGCGGUAACACUUGGUGAUCAAUUUACGAUUCUAAAGGCCUGUCCCACAAUUCUAGUAAAUUGUCGGAUAACAAUCCAACGUAUAAAAUAUGUGAUGGAUAGGAUUUUGGUACUCUAUCUGACAGUGCGUCACUUAAGCUGCCUGGGCCACUAUCUGCUAGUGGUGGGACAGGCCCUAUGCAUGGUAGUCAAAAAUUAAAACGUAAAAAAAUAGUUAAAUAACACAAAAGUCAAAAUAAAAACUUGUUCGAGAGACUGACCCCUGUCAAGUAUGAUUGUUUACUACCCAAGUGGAUUGUAAAAAUUCCAGUGUUUAAUAUUAAAUUUAAGGUCCUCCUAAAGAUUUAAGUAUUCAUUGAUAAAUGUAUUUAAGAGAAUUACGUAUUGUGGAACUUACAUCCAGAGCUUAUACUGUGUUAGGAUGAUAAAAUUGCCCAUUGUAUGGAUUAUCAACAUUCCUGCCGUUAUUGGAAAUUAGUGAAAUAAUUGUCACUUUAAUGCUAAACUGUGUUACUGCAUAUAUUCAUAACCUUAUGUCCGGAGAAUAAAAUGAAGGCAAAAAAAAGGCCACUGGGUGGCAUUUUGUUGAGAUAAAUUUUAUUAGUGUUUUGCAAUACAAAAUAACAUUUCAAUAAUCAACUACAAAUAAUAUCUAUGUAUAUAUCCGCUUUUGUCACAGUUUUUCCCAUGAAUUUAUUGAAUAAAAGUUGAUAAUUCCAAAUUACAAUGUGUUCAUUGUGUAGUCUUGCUAGAGUAGGAACUCUUUAUAAGGUCGUGAUGUUUUUAAAUAGUGUUCAAAGCAAAGAGUCUAUUGAGAUGUGUAUAUUAAAUUGUAAUAAAGACUUGGGAAAUUAUUAUUAGAUAUCAAGUAUUCAUUCCUUUACCAUGAAAUAACAGUUUAUUAGUCGCGUAUCUUUGUUGUCCCGAAGGUAGAAUAUAUUGCAUUUUUAGCGAGUAAACAAGGUUUAAUGUAUCCAGCCAGUAUUGUACGGAGCCAAUACGUCAAUUUUCACUGUUACUAUUUACAUAAAAAGUUUUUAUCUCAUUUAUUUUAGUAGCGUGAAACAGUGGAAGUCUAUUCUUAAAUAUACAAAGAUACGCAGAUUGUUUUUCACUUUAAAAAUUUAAAUGUCUAUUUUAAAGUUCAUUUUUGUUAAAAGUAAUUUACUGUUGAAUUAAAUGCGUGGCAUUACAUUUUUACAACGAAAUCUGUACAAGAAUUAAUUUCUUAACUUUUAACCAAAUAGAUAAAUAUUUUUUUAAAGUUAGUAUCAUGGACUUGCAAUGUACAUUAUGUAUUAUCAUUAUGUAUUUAGUUUCACUGUUGAAGGAAUUAAAAUUACAUUAUGGGAAGUAAAGAUAUCCGUCUUUUCAGCAAUUUUACUUUUUUUUUAACUUUUUCUGUGUCAUUUAGUAUGAAAAGAAACAAACUUAAGUUGGCGAGAACUGAAUGAUGUGGUUAUUUGAACAAUGUAUUUAAUUCUCUCAUUUAUGUACGUAAUUUAAUUUUAAUCUUUACGUAAACCUCUUGUUAAGAAUUGACAGGAUAACCUAAAUCGGUCCUAAGAACAUUUUAAUAAAAAAAAAGAAAAAUG
Molecule: messenger RNA, 5680 nt
Organism: Papilio polytes (common Mormon)
Lineage: Eukaryota; Metazoa; Arthropoda; Insecta; Lepidoptera; Papilionidae
Exons: 16
Coding region: 537-3983 (1148 amino acids)
Biological process (GO): protein polyglutamylation; microtubule cytoskeleton organization
Cellular component (GO): cilium
Molecular function (GO): tubulin binding; tubulin-glutamic acid ligase activity
Source: RefSeq, a predicted model, not a curated record